This is a messenger RNA of Blumeria graminis f. sp. triticale, 102 nucleotides long. The record is from the annotation of a GenBank genome assembly. NCBI's taxonomy places the organism in Eukaryota, Fungi, Ascomycota, Leotiomycetes, Helotiales, Erysiphaceae.
AUGAGCCAGAUGCCAAUCUAUGGAGCUCGCGAUACUCAUGCGCAUGGAAAGAGGUCUCCAGCAGCAGGCAGAGCUUGGAAGAAGGCAAGAGACACUAGAUAG